This is a messenger RNA of Solanum dulcamara, 2447 nucleotides long. RefSeq names its product formate--tetrahydrofolate ligase. The transcript is spliced from 5 exons. NCBI's taxonomy places the organism in Eukaryota, Viridiplantae, Streptophyta, Magnoliopsida, Solanales, Solanaceae. The record is from RefSeq and is a predicted model, not a curated record. The coding region runs from base 328 to 2232 and encodes 634 amino acids. Gene Ontology annotation, molecular function: ATP binding; formate-tetrahydrofolate ligase activity.
CACACUCAAAAAUCUACCACAAAAAUCUAUGUUGGAUGGCACCAAAUCCAAUGCAUCACACAUUAGAUAAAGUUCUUCCAAAGAAAGGCCUUAAAAUUAGGAUUAUCUAAGCAAAAUUGUCAACAUCUCUUCAACAAAUCCAACAACUCUGUUUUUUUUUCCUCCUUUUUCUCACAUACCCUUUGGCAAGAAUUGACUUGGACUCUUUUUUUCUUCAUUUUGAACCAUUUUCUGAUCUAAAAAUCCAAUCUUGGAAACACCCAUUGAAGGAAAAAUCAAGAUUUUGAAGUUUUUAGAAAAAGGGGAAAAAAGGGUAUAAAAGAAAUCAUGGGAAAGACAACAAGGAAAUUGGAAGUUGUUUCUCCUGUUCCAGCAGAUAUAGAUAUUGCUAACUCUGUUGAACCUCUUCAUAUUUCUGAGAUUGCUCAAGAACUCAAUCUUAGCUCACAGCAUUAUGAUUUGUAUGGAAAGUAUAAAGCAAAGGUGCUGUUAUCUGUGCUUGAUGAUGUUGGAGGAAGUGAGGGCGGGUAUUAUGUGGUGGUUGGAGGAAUUACUCCAACCCCUCUUGGAGAAGGCAAGUCUACCACCACAGUCGGUCUUUGCCAGGCUUUGGGAGCUUUCCUUGAUAAAAAGGUUGUGACGUGUGUCCGCCAACCAUCACAAGGACCAACAUUUGGAAUCAAGGGUGGUGCCGCAGGAGGUGGUUACAGUCAAGUGAUACCAAUGGAUGAGUUCAAUCUUCACCUAACAGGAGAUAUUCAUGCAAUAACAGCAGCAAAUAACCUUUUGGCUGCUGCGAUCGAUACACGAAUCUUCCAUGAAUCUACACAGUCUGACAAGGCUCUCUUUAACAGGUUAUGCCCACCAAAUAAAGAAGGUAAACGGAAGUUCUGUGACAUAAUGUUUAGGCGCUUGAAGAAACUUGGUAUUGACAAGACGGCCCCCGAAGACCUUACUCCUGAAGAGAUCAGUAAAUUUGCUAGGCUAGAUAUAGAUCCUGCUUCCAUCACAUGGAGAAGAGUCAUGGAUGUCAACGAUAGGUUUUUGAGAAAAAUUACCAUAGGUCAGGGCCCUGAAGAGAAGGGGAUGGUGCGGGAGACAGCAUUUGAUAUUUCAGUUGCUAGUGAAAUAAUGGCAGUUCUAGCCCUCACAACAUCACUAGCUGAUAUGCGAGAGAGGCUGGGAAAAAUGGUAGUCGGGAAUAGCAAGGCCGGUGAUCCAGUUACAGCUGAUGAUCUUGGGGUUGGAGGUGCUUUGACUGUCUUGAUGAAAGAUGCCAUUAAUCCUACUCUUAUGCAGACUCUUGAGGGCACCCCUGUUCUUGUUCAUGCUGGUCCUUUCGCAAAUAUUGCUCAUGGAAAUUCAUCUAUUGUUGCUGACAAGAUUGCAUUAAAGCUCGUAGGACCUGGUGGCUUUGUGGUCACAGAGGCUGGCUUUGGUUCUGAUAUUGGGACAGAGAAGUUUAUGAACAUCAAAUGUCGAUAUAGUGGCUUGAAACCACAGUGCGCUAUUAUUGUGGCCACGGUAAGAGCCCUUAAAAUGCACGGUGGAGGACCUCAAGUCACUGCCGGAAAGCCUCUUGACAAUACCUAUGUAACUGAGAAUCUCGCACUAGUGGAAGCUGGUUGUGUGAAUCUGGCUAGGCAUAUUUCAAAUACAAAGGCUUAUGGUGUAAAUGUUGUGGUUGCCGUCAAUGCGUUCUCAACUGAUACUGAAGCAGAACUAAAUGCAGUUAAAAAUGCUGCAUUAACUGCAGGAGCAUUUGAUUCAGUAAUUUGUACUCAUCAUGCCCAUGGUGGCAAAGGAGCGGUGGACCUCGGAAUUGCAGUUCAGAAGGCCUGUGAGAAUGCAACAGAGUCACUAAAAUUCCUGUACCCGCUGGAUAUAGGUAUCAAAGAUAAAAUAGAGGCAAUAGCAAAAUCAUAUGGUGCUGAUGGAGUAGAGUACUCUGAAGAGGCUGAGAAACAGAUUGAGAUGUAUACCAAACAAGGUUUUACAAAUCUGCCAAUUUGCAUGGCGAAAACACAAUAUUCAUUUUCACAUGAUGCCGGGAAGAAGGGUGCUCCUAGUGGAUUCAUCCUGCCCAUCAGGGACAUUAGAGCAAGCAUUGGCGCGGGAUUCAUUUAUCCUCUUGUUGGAACAAUGAGCACAAUGCCUGGUUUGCCUACGAGGCCUUGUUUUUACGAGAUUGACAUUGACACGUCUACUGGAAAGGUAAUCGGUCUUUCUUGAGAAUUCAAAAAGUGUAGUGUGGUUGUUGCACUGUGUUUUGGCAGAAGUGAAGAGUUUGUCAAGUUUGAGACUUCCUUCUCCCUACAGUGCUCAGCAGAUAACGAUACUGCCCCGAGCCCCUUAUGCGUUUGUUACUUAUUGCUGUAACAUUAGUGUAAAAGAACACUUGCAGUUCUACUGCCCGACGUUGAUUGAAUAAACGUGAAUUUGAGUGA